GUGCCUAUUCAAAUCCUAUGGUCUGUGUCCAUAGCAACUUCCGUUGCAUCUUGGUGCUUGAUGAGAAAAAAGUAUCACUUGCAGAUCCUCCACUUCUAAAUCGGUUUGAAAAACAAAAUAUGUCAAUUAAUGAUACUUUGACUGAUGACAUGAAAGAGUUAGUCAAUGAACUUUCUAAAUGGGUUGAACAAAUAUCAAGUAUUAAUACAGAAGAUGGUAUAUCUAAAUCUGGAUUUAAUGAGCAUGACAUGUUUGUUGGAUUUGACAAAGAAGAAACAUUGCAAAGUUUGGUUAUUUACAAUAGCGGCAAGUUUGGUUCGGAAAAUAAAGAAUCUAUUUUGUCUAGAUGCAAAGAAUUGUUAAUAGGUAUUGCAACGUCAGAUGGUAUUGUAAGAUCAAAUAGAUCUAUAUUGGCAUAUACAAAUAGCGGAGAAGCUCAAGAAUGGUAUAAUUUUUACUUCCGUCAAAAACGCGAUGACCUUAACACAUAUAUUCAAUCACUGCUAGAAAAUUAUGAUGUGACUGAGAGUAGUGGCUAUAUUGAAAAUGCUGAAAAUAAAAAGCAAGGCUUCCAAAUUAUAGUUAACACUUUUUCCAAUAUAAAUACUGAUAUUACUUCAUGCUUAAGCAAUAAUCAAACAUUUCUGGUUGGAGUCGGAUAA
Cetraspora pellucida is the source of this 662-nucleotide messenger RNA. The record is from the annotation of a GenBank genome assembly. NCBI's taxonomy places the organism in Eukaryota, Fungi, Glomeromycota, Glomeromycetes, Diversisporales, Gigasporaceae.